AUGAGGUUAGUUACUACAAGAUCAGAAGGCAGAUUCAAGGCAUGUGGAGGGGAUGGAGCAAGUCGUACCUCGGUGUACAGAAUGUUUGGCAGGAAUGGGCCGAAUGACGCAUUUUUGUAAGCCCAUAAGAUGACAUAUUUUUUGGACAAAACACGCGCCAACCCGUACUGCGCCCACACUCCUUCGGAUUGGAGAGACGUCUUAUACGAUGGAAGAUUUCCAAAGCGAGAAAAUAGCAAUAACAGGGAGAAGGUUGCGCGCCAUUUGCUGUUUUUGGUAAAAGCAAGGUCUUUUUUGUAUAUCUGAUGUUUUUAGCACUAAUUUAUGGAUUUUUAGAGACAUGGGAUUGGAGUCGAAAUUUGGAGACUCUUCGGACGAGAAUUCUUCAGAAGACGAGCGAAAACAGAAGGAUUCCAGCGACGAUAGCGAUAAUUCAAGUUCAAACCAUUCCGAUGAAGAGGAAGACCGAGUGAAGAAGGUAAUUUUUUCUUUGAUUUUUUUCCUUGGUUUAGGUCUUCAAGUCCUUUAUGGAUAAUAUUCCUCUUCUUGCAGAAUGCUAGUAAAUCUUCGGACGACGACGAUGAGGAAGACAAAUCCCCUAGAAAGAAGCCAACAAUAGCUUCAGACUCUUCCGAUUCGAGUGCAGCCUCUUCUCCAGAGCCACCAAAGGCUUCGAAAUCUCCGGAAUCGGCGAAAUCAAGUGAUAAAGAUGAUAGUGAUAAGGAAGUGGAUGGAAAAGGCGACAAUGAGGACAAGUCUGAUAAGUCCGACGACGAUGACGACGUUGUAAGUUCUCUUCUAUUUUUGGUUUCUUGUUUUACACCGAAUAUAUUAUCCAUGUUGUUCUAGAGAGGAAAGACAAAAGCUGAUGCGAUUUUUGGCAAUGCCUUAAGCUCCAGUGAGGAUGAAGAGCCAAAGAAGGAAGAGCCAGAAGAGGACUUGACUCCAGAGGAACGAGAGCGACGAGCAGAAGCUAUGAGACAGCUUGCUGCGUCUUCAGAUGAGGAUGGUAAGCAGAUUUUCGUGGUUAAUAUAAAAUUUGGCCUCUUUUCUAUUCAAUUUCUGUGGUAAUUGCCUGAAAUUUUGCAUACUACUGAAAUAUGGUUUCAGAAGGUCCUCGACGUCAGAUUAUGGAACUAACAGACUCCUAUCCCAACUUGAAGAUCAAUCUCGGAAAGGGUGAGCCCAUCUUCUUCCGGCCUCCAAAUUUCCUCUCAAUCGAACCCAAGCCCUUCAACAAUCAUCCAGAGGCCUAUCAACGCGAGGUUGACGACGACGAAAUCAUUGAUGAAGAAGGAAGAGCCCGGCUUAAAUUAAGAAUUGAGAAUACAAUAAGGUGGCGAUGGGUAAAGGAUCCAAAAACCGGCGAGUACAAGAAGCAAUCCAACGCAAAAAUUGUCAAAUGGUCGGAUGGAACGUAAGCCGCAUUUCUUUUGCAAUUUUCUCGAUUUAGGAUGUCGAUGUAUCUUGGCGAUGAGAUUUUCGAAGUCCAACGACAAGAUGCCAUGCCAAACAUGCAUCUGUACACACGUGUGGGUCCAGCUUUGCAGGCUCAGAAGAUCUUCAAGCAUAAAUACACAUUCCGACCGCAUUCGACGGACACGGUAACUCAUAGAAAAUUGACAAUGAACAUGGCGGAUAAGACAAAUAAGGGACCUAAAGUGAAGUUGAUGCAUGAAGUUGGGCUGAAUCCAGAGAGUCAAAGAAAGGUAAGGGUGAUUACAGCUUUGGAUGGGAAUUGGAGCUGGUUUUAAGAUAUAUUUGAGAUGAAAUAUACAUUACACUUGAUUUUAUUGUAGGAGAUGGUCAAAAAAGAAGAAGAAGCACUCCGAGCUGCCGCCAGAAGAUCUGCACAACAAAGGAGAGUCCGAGAGAGAGCUAGAGAAGUUGGCCUUACCAGUGGAUUCAUCGAAGGAGACGAUUCAGGAGGUAUUUUUUGUUAUAUUGCACUUGUUAUUUUUCGAUAUCAAAGUUAUAAGAAUUUUGUCAUAUUUUUAGAUGAGGGUGAUCUGGGAGCAAUUAAAAGGAACUUCAAGCAACAGCGACCCUAUCAUUCUUAUUAUUCGGAUGAUUCUGAAGAGGAUGAGAGAUCCAGAAGAGUCCUCAGAGAAGCCAAAAUCAUCGAUUCGGACUCUGAUGACAAUAAUGCAACAACCUCCAGGGAACGCAAAAAGCAUAGAAUUAUUGACUCGGAUGAUGAGGAUUAA
Bursaphelenchus xylophilus (pine wood nematode) is the source of this 2207-nucleotide messenger RNA. The record is from the annotation of a GenBank genome assembly. Lineage: Eukaryota; Metazoa; Nematoda; Chromadorea; Rhabditida; Aphelenchoididae.